Coturnix japonica (Japanese quail) is the source of this 1326-nucleotide messenger RNA. RefSeq lists its product as uncharacterized. NCBI's taxonomy places the organism in Eukaryota, Metazoa, Chordata, Aves, Galliformes, Phasianidae. The record is from RefSeq and is a predicted model, not a curated record.
ACCCGUACUUGUUAAAGGCAUCUGUUGAGCAGGCUGCCUUUGAAAAGGCAAAUAACUGCCAGCCUUUAUCAUUGCCUCCAAUGUAGAAUCUGAAUGGCAUGUAGGUCCAAACAAUAAAUGUUUGCAGUCUUUGUAGACCGUGCCCCCAAGUUUUCUAUAGAAAAUGAGAAAUAUUUCCUUGUCUCGUGUGUGUGAGUGUGAGGUUUGUCAAACAGAAAGGCAAUGAAAGUGGAUUUAAAGAUUCUUAAAGUGCGAUUUUCUUAGUGCAUAAAAAGAUACCGUAUGACUUUAAGGGAAGCUUCGGGCAGCUGCAGGUUGUCAUGGCUGCUGCUGAUGUCAUAGUCUUCUUUCACUCCCCAAAGGAAUCAUCAGUACCCUGAGUGGGUGGUGACUGCUGAGGCAGGGAAGAGGUUGCCCUCACCUUCACUCAGGUUUGCACAGAACAGCUACUGAAAGAAGCAGGCGUAUCCUGUUGGAAGGCCUCUACUGCCCCUACCUCUGCUACAGCUUCCGAGUGAAAACCCCUUUCACUCCUUUCCUCAGCAGUGCAGCAAAAAGAAUUGUGUGGGAUGGCAUCGGAGGAGCCCGGCUCCCCUGCAGACCAAACCAGCUGGGAGUUCCUUAACCUACUGAAUACGCUGGGGAUACAGAACGGAGAGCUGCUGGUGAUGGAGAUGAAGGAUGUCCAUGUGAGAGCCCCCUCGGUGCUGCUGAGAUUUGCUCAGGACCUGUUCAGUGCAGGCAGUGGGAAGACUGAACUACAGCAGAUAGAUGAAAAAGAGGAGGAGAAAGAGGUUCAACCACUCCUGGUUUUUAUGGUUUGGCAAGCCACUACUUUGAAGCAUCUCAUGCAGUGGGAUUAUCUGGAUGAGACGCUCUUUAACAUAAGGAACCUGUUCCCAUACACACCUGCUGUGGUGGUGCUGGUGCUGGUCCAUUCAGGGCCCCAGGAGGAGCUGUCGCGGGCAGUAGAAGCGCUCAGGAGGAUGCAGUGUCUGUUGGACGGUGCUUUCCGGCGGCUGGUGGUGGAGGCAGCGGUCUACAAGGCAGGCCAGCCCAAUGGCAUCCAGGAGGUCAAGAAAGCUGCAUGUAGAGCACUAGAAGAAGUCUUUAACCAUAAAGGUAAUAGAUCAUUAGAUCCCAUCUCUGCUCAUCCCAAUCAACCCAGCCCCCAGCAGUGGAUCGCUGUCCUGAGUGUGUGCCACGUGAGGUAUCACCGAUGACGUGCGAUGGGAUUCCUGUAGACAGCAGGAUUCAGCAGCUCUUGUAUCCACCUAAAAUCAUAACUGUUAUGAAGAGAAUUAUUAAAGCUUUGUCUUUAUUUGA